UAUAUACACACUAGACAUUCAUCAACAUGUCAUCUAGUGAAGAAACAGAUGGCGAAAUUGUGUGGACAGAUUACACAGAUAGACACAAACGUCGUUUAGCACAUAAAAGAAGUUUAAAUGAAUUUACAAAAAUAUAUAAAAAGGUUAAACGAAAUAGAGUUUAUAAUAUAGCAAAUAAUAAUGACGGUCAAAUAGACUUUUCUUGCAAUUCACGUACAUGUAAAAAGAAGAAUACUUCACAACAUAGCAGCAAUGAUGUACAAAUGCUCGCAGAGAAAUGCAAAUUAAUGAACGAGGAAAUUUUAAACAAAUAUAAUAUAAACAAUGAAUCAAAAAUACAAUCAGAAAAUGAAGAAAAUGAUGUCGAAAAUGCUGUUAAAAAUACUCAGGAUAUUGAAAAUACCGAGAUUAAUAAUCGAAGAGAUAGUGAAGUUGUAAGCAAUACCUCAUAUGAACUUGAAGAAAAUGACUUUGAUAUUGAAAAUACCGAGAUUAAUAAUCGAAGAGAUAGUGAAAUUGCAAGCAAUACCUCAUAUGAACUUGAAGAAAAUGACUUUGAUAUUGAAAAUACCGAGAUUAAUAAUCAAAGAGAUAGUGAAGCUGCAAGCAAUACCUCAUAUGAACUUGAAGAAAAUGACUUUAAGUCCGAAAUUACACAAUGGGCUGCAGAUUAUAAAAUACAUAUAAAUGCAUUAACAAGUUUAUUGCAAAUUUUAAAGAAAAGAAGCAAUGUAAAACUUCCUAAAGAUGGACGUACACUUAUGUGUACUCCAAGAGCAACAAAUAUUACUUCUAUGGAUAAAGGUUUCUACUCUCAUUUUGGAGUUGAACCAGCCAUUUGUAAAAUAAUAGAGGACAGGAUAAAUUCAAAAAUUGAUAAUUUAAUAAUAAAUUUAAUAAUAUCUACAGAUGGUGCGCCAAUUGGAAUUUCUAGUGGAAAAGUAAUGUGGCCUAUUUUGUGUUCCGAUGAGCUUUUACCAAAAGUACGAGUUAUUGGUAUAUAUUACGGUGAAAACAAACCAGCAGAUUCAAAUAAAUUUCUUGAAGCUUUUGUAAAUGAGCUGAUACCAUUAAUAAAUGUUGGAUAUGUAUAUAAUGGAAUAUGUUAUAAAAUCAGACUGCAUGCUCUGGUAUGUGAUACCCCAGCGAAGGCAUUUAUCUUAAAAGUAAAGAAUCAUACUGGUUAUGAUAGUUGCACAAAAUGUUUAAUUCAUGGCGAUCGAAUUGAAUAUACUAAUUGCUUUCCAAUGGAAAAGAAUCAAUUAUUAUUAAGAGACGACGAAGUAUUUCGAAAUUUUGGUUACUCUGAAAAUUAUCAAAUAGGCGAAACCAUUUUAAAAAAUAUUCCUUAUUUUGGUGCAGUAAGUAAUGUGACUCUUGACUAUAUGCAUUUAGUGUGUUUGGGAGUCAUGAGGAAAUUGAUAUUUUUAUGGUUAAGAGGACCAUUAAAUACACGUUUAUCUAGCUUGACUGUACAACAAAUUUCAGACAAAUUACUUACUUUAAAGGAAUAUACGCCGUCUGACUUUCCUAGAAAACCAAGAUCGCUUGAAUUUAUUAAAUUAUGGAAGGCCACAGAAUUUAGACAAUUUUUGUUAUAUUCAGGUCCAAUAAUUUUAAAAAACAUACUCAAUAAAAAUGUUUAUGAAAAUUUUUUGACAUUACAUAUUGCGAUUCGUAUUUUGGCCAGCACUGAACAUAGUAAAAAUCCUCAAUUACUUGAGUAUGCAGAGAAGCUUUUAAACACUUUUGUUCAGUCUUUUACAACAAUUUACGGAGUUAAAUAUGUUUCUCAUAACGUGCACAAUUUGCUACAUUUAACAUCGGAUGUAAAACGAUUUGGUGCUCUAGAUGGUUUUAGCGCAUUCCAAUUUGAAAGUUACAUUUUUCAGCUAAAAAAACUGGUUCGAAAAGGAGAUAAACCACUUCAACAAAUUACUAAAAGGCUUUAUGAAUUAAAUGUUAUCAGUCAAGUCGAAAUACGCAAUAAAAAAUUUUUUCUCAAGAAAAAUCAUAAAGAUGGUCCAUUGGAUUGUGAACAUGAAUAUAAAGAACAAUAUAAAAUAUUGAAUUUAGGUUCAUUUCAUUUAAAAUGUGACGACAAAAAAAAUAACUGUGUUUUAUUGAAAGACAAUACUGUCGUUUGCGUCUACAAUAUUGCCAAGAGUAAAAAUAAUAAUAUAUACAUUAUAGGAAAAAAACUGAUACCCGAUACAAGUUUAUUCACUAUACCAUGCGAAUCACAAUUUCUUGGAAUAGCCAUAGUCAAACAAAACAAAUGUAUAGAAUCAUGGUUAUAUCAAAACAUAUGCGCUAAAGUUUAUAAAAUUCCAUACAAAGACAAAUUUGUUAUUUUGCCAAUAUUACAUACAAUUGUAUCACAUCCAAUAUUACAUACAAUUGUAUCACAUCCAAAAAAUCAUGUGUAA
Messenger RNA from Linepithema humile (Argentine ant), 2429 nucleotides. The record is from RefSeq and is a predicted model, not a curated record. Lineage: Eukaryota; Metazoa; Arthropoda; Insecta; Hymenoptera; Formicidae.